Cryptococcus amylolentus CBS 6039 is the source of this 4301-nucleotide messenger RNA. RefSeq lists its product as hypothetical. The transcript has 4 exons. NCBI's taxonomy places the organism in Eukaryota, Fungi, Basidiomycota, Tremellomycetes, Tremellales, Cryptococcaceae. The record is from RefSeq and is a predicted model, not a curated record. The coding region runs from base 126 to 3347 and encodes 1073 amino acids.
GUUCUCUGUCAGUCUUCUCCAUCUUUAUAUCACCACCACACCACAUCAAAUCGCACCGCCCCGCGACCCAGUCAUCCUCCCGACGGUCGAGUCCUCUUCGCACCACGCCCCACCCUGUGCCUUUCAUGGGCUCAGCACAAUCUACCCCAGGUCCUCGGCCUCCAAGUGAUCACCCGACAAUGGAGACGAAUCCCUUCCCUCCCCCCACAGCAGGCCCCCUCUCUCACCCUGUCCAAGGAGACGGUGGUCAAUCUACGCAAUGGCCGCUCACUUUGUCUACAGACACGUCCCUGUUGACCCUGAAAGAGGCUGCACGCAACAGUUCGCGACGGCGAAACGAUACAAGACUACCAUCUGCCGGUACUUCCCCUCACGCGCCUCUCAGUCAACGGAUCUCCAAGCCCAGACUGCCCUUGGCCGAUAGAAUAGGCAAAACCAAACCAGUCUACAUUGACAGGGAAGAGGGAGAGAUCAGUGAUGAAGAAGACGGGCAGGAAUUUGUCGAGCGUCACGAAGGCAAGAACUUGGCUCAACGACUUGGUCAACCCUCAGCGGCUUCGUCCCUCUCGGCUUCUGGUGGAACUCAGCCUCACGCAUCAGCUGCCCCCAGUCGUUCCCACGCCGGGGUCUCAUUGAUGGAGCGGCUCGAGCGACUAUCAUCGCCCCGUAAACGUACAAGUCAACAGCAGAUGUCGCCGCUGGCAUCUUCGCCUCCUCCGUCUCCGCCUCUUCCCCAUAUUCCAUCAACACCAGAGACCGAGGUAUCCCGUCCCGCUUCUCCCGAAUUUCCGCCGACCCCGCCCAUGCCAGCAACCGCAGGACCCGCGACGCCCCCUCUCCCGCCAAAAUCCGAUUGGCUGCCGUCAACUUCUCCCAGACCCCCCACACCGAUGCUUGACGAGGGCAUGAAAGUGGAAACACCACCUUUGCCGUCUCCUCGUCGUGUGCUAGACUCUAGGCCGCCGUCUCCCAGUGACCCGCCUCCUGUUGAGGAGGAGCGCCCUUGUACGCCGCCAAUCCCUCAAAGGGAAGAGCCUCUCGAGAUGUAUGAUCCUGUCGAGGUAUAUCGAGAGCGACUAUCUAGAUCUCCCGGUGCGGUCACAGCUGGGGAGCUGAUGACCCAUCCGCUUACUCCCCCUAUCCCGCCCGCGUCCUCUGAUAUGGAUCUGGAUAUUGCACCUGUCGAUAUGCCGGAGCAAUCACAGACAAUGGCUGAGGCAGUCCAGCAAGACGAGUUCCUGCAAAUCUCAAACGAGGAGGAGGCUCGAGUCGACGCCGGGGAGGAAGAAAGCCCGGACGAAGAGGCAAGUUCGUCUGCAGAACAACCACCAUCGACAGCCGCAGCUUCUGAUGCAAUCCCAGAGGACACCACCGAUUACAUGGGUCUCAUUCGAGGCCUCAUUCUUGACGGUGUCUCGCCACAGCAGCUCAUUGAGCGCGGUGCUUCGGCACACAGUGUGAUGGUCGUCUGCCAAGAGAUUGUCGAGCGCACGAAGCAAUCUGCUGAGUCCGUAGAGCAAGGCUCAGCUGAAAAAGCUGCAUUCCUUGCCGUUGAGGAAGAAGCUCUGCAUGCCGAGGGCUCCGAGUCGCGACCUAUCUACGUCGCUUCCAGUAGCGCCGCCUCGUCCCCGGCUCUUGCUCAUCUGGCACAUCCCCAGCCAUCAUCUCUUGGAGCUAGUCAGCUCAAGGAGACGCUCGAUCUUACUCUUCCUGCGAAACCUGUCGCAAGGUUGGUCCCGCAGGAAAGUUUCAGACCGAAGCAACCGUCACCAGCACCUGUACAAAUACUGCCGCCAGCUGUCUCUGUACCAGAUGUCCCUUCUGCGAGCUCGUCCAAGCUUGACACCUCCAUACCUGAUGCUUCAAGCAACCUCCCCCCGCGGCCUGAUAGCCUUCCACCAACUGUACCUUCACCCAACGUGCCUGUCUCUCCAGCCUCAAAUCAAACAUCGAAGAAGAAGAAGAAGAACAAAAAGACCAAGAAGGAAAAGGCCGCUGCGAAUGCGGCGAACAAGAAGAAAGAAACACCGGUCACUCAAAGAGCGACGGGCGCUGUCGUGUCCAUGACCCCCGAAGAUAUAGCUCUGCAUGGUCAGAACCUGUACGAGCAUAAUCUUCGUUUCCAUGCUGCGAUGAUGGCGGGGCAACUGCCUCCGCGACCCGGAGCUUACCCUGCUUAUCCCAUCCACGAUUACCCAGUCUCGUCAUUCAACCCUGACAUGCCGCCCCAUCUUCAUCCUUAUCGCCCGGCCACGCUUGGACCAGAUAUUCGUCCUGUCGAGCCACCUGGAGCUCCUCCCCCUCCCCCCGACCACCCACCGCCUGAUGCAAGUGCUGCUGCACUGCAUGCGAGGAAAAGAAUGGCUUUGGAGAGUAUGCGAAGGAAGAAGCCGGCUUCAGCCCAGUCGGAGGUAGAGGUGGAUACUGUGCGGCCGGCGGUGGAUAGUUCUCGGAGCCAAAGUCAAAGCCGCGAAGCGGAAGCGUACGAACAAGCCGCGGCCUUGGAAAAAGAAUUCUUCAACGCCUACAUCUCUGGGCAGGGCUCUGCGGGUGCUCCUCCUGACGUACCGGGCAAUGUACAUGAGAAGAUGAAUGGGUCGGAAAGUAUGGAUAUGGAGCUGGAAGAGCCCGAGGAAGGGGAAAUCGCUGCGCCGCCGCCGGUGCUACCGGUCAUUGCUAUGAGUGAAAGUGUGACGCCCGCAGAACAUAUCCCUGGGGCUCCUACAGCUGCGCGCAGAGGGAUCAAACGACCUCACGCCGAAGACCUUAUGGACGUACGACCUCAUUCUGCCCCGCCUGCCCGCCGUACAACAGCGCCCCGUCGACUGUUCGGUCUUCCCCUCAACCCGAACCUUUUGUUGCUCCAUGUGGACGACGAUUCUGAUUCCGAUUCUGACGACGAGAUGGAAGAAUUGCAAAAGAGGGAAGAGGAGCGGCAGAGGGAGGCGGAAGAGAAGCAAAAGAGGCUCAAUGAGAAUAUCCUGAGGCUGAAAGCAGAGAUUGCGAUGAAGAAGCGUCGGAAAUUGGCAGGGGGCACGAGCGGAGCGGCUUCUCCGACCACUGGGAAUGCGACACCGGCGCUAGGUGCCGGAGUUGUCCAAAACUUGACAGAGACCGCGGAGGCAAGUGAAAAAAGUGUCGGUAUUGACAAGCUGGCUUCAGCGGGCGCGGCUGCUCUCUCAGUCCCAGAAGACACUCGGGCAAGAUCAUCAACACCAGCCGAUAUCAAACAGUUGACCGUAGAAUUGGCCCAAGUGGAAGCUCAAAAAGAAGAGCAGGCCAAGGAAAUCAUGUCUGCCAACGCCCUAAAAUCUGCGGAAGAGCCAAUCAUUGCAGACGGUAUGUGACCGGGCUUUACUCAAGAUGGGUCUAACGCCUUUGCAAGACGACAUCCAGGUGGAUGAAGAAGGUGUGUGUUCCAGCUACGGACAGUAUUGACGAGAUCAAACAACCAUCUGUCAGUCGUGGUCGGUCAAGCAAAGGUUUGCAUAUCGCCUUUGGUGCGUCUCCGUUCGAUUGACGAUGUACAGGAUGCGACUCAGCCCUCCCAACCGUCUACUCAACCCUCUACUUCCCACAAACCAAAGGUGCGUCGUUCGAAUCAGCUACAAAGUUGACAUUCCCAGAAUUUCCAGGCGUACCACCCCAUUCUUAGCCACUAUCCCCAGCUGCCGAGUGCCAUUUCCCUCCAACCCUCUCCCCAUACCCCUGCCCCAAAUCCCUUCGUCCAGAUUAACCGGGUCCUCCUCGAUUCGAUCAUCCUCACUAACCGCUCACAGGCAGGCAGUGUUACUUUAUGCCGGGCUGAAGCUGGAGGGGGCAAGUGUGCAGACCGGAGUUGUCAAUCGGCACAUCUCACCAAGGGAUCAAUAAUCAGCGAUGACGACGUGGUCGAAUAUGUGUACGAGGCGUAUAUCAUCCCUCAGGGCAAGGCAAGCGGGAGGGAAAAGCACGAGGUGGCAGAUAUAGUGGCUGCCGCGAGACGACAAGUUGUCAGCGGCCAGACAAUCCCAAAACACACGAUCAGAACCGACGACGAUACGCACAAGCAGCUCUUUGAGAAAGUUGGUCAGCUUCUCCAGAGCUGAUCGGACUAUUUUCUAUCAGCUCUUGCCUCCCUCCCUACCCCCUCCCCCUUCCCCAUCCCCCUCCUUUGAGAUCCUUCCUGUCUUGUUGUUAUAUAACGGGUCACUGCUGUGUACCCGGCAAAAUCCAUACUUUACGAGUACUGUAUCUGUACAGUCUCAGUAGACUGCUAAAAAGCAACGGCAUUGUCGACAUUUAUUGUAUGCAUAACACGA